This is a messenger RNA of Bubalus bubalis (water buffalo), 2055 nucleotides long. Its product is annotated as basic proline-rich protein. NCBI's taxonomy places the organism in Eukaryota, Metazoa, Chordata, Mammalia, Artiodactyla, Bovidae. The transcript is spliced from 7 exons. Bases 1 to 2055 code for a protein of 684 amino acids. The record is from RefSeq and is a predicted model, not a curated record.
AUGCGGCAGGAGGAGAAGAGGGAAACAGAGUGUGCCCCCCAGCCCUCCGCAGCCUGGUGCCCCCCACCAAUUAUGGGCCACCAGCAGCCCAGACAGCCCCGGAACAAAGUGCCUGGCAUCGCAGCGUGGAUCUGCCCGGACCAGACCAGGGGCCACGUGGGGAGGCGCCGAAGCCACAGCCGGUCCCACGCCCAGCGUCCCCAGGCACCACCAGCUCGGCCCCCGCAAUCCUUCCAAUCCAAUCUCUUCUGCUCCACUCGCCUGGGCUGCGGCCAGGCCCCUGGGCUGCGGCCCUCCAGCCCAGCUGCUCACUUUGCCUCCCAGUGCAGACUCUCCAGGGGCCGCUGGGGGUGCGGCUGCAGGCAAGCCCGCAGGGACCCCGCAGGCCACGUGUCGGGUAGCAGCCCAGACAGCUCCUGGCAGGGCCCCUCCCGUGGGGGACCCGUCACAGAGAACCCGGGCGCACCCCAGGCUGGCUCGGCGGGCCUGCUGGGGCGUUCUCCAGGCCCGGGUGACGCAGCCCCUCCCACCCCGCCCCCGACCGGCCGAGCAGCCGCGGAAGGGACCCUCGCCUCAGAACAGAGGACCGACAGCCCCUGCCCCAGCUGUCCAACUCUGGGGCUCCCCGCUCUAUGCCAGGGUGAUGUCCAGGGCCGACCUCCGCCCUGUGCACGGAUCUCGGUGGCCAGAGGGCUGGGGGGCAAGCACGGAGGGUCGGGAACCACAGCAGCUCCGGAGGGGAGCGGCGCCCCACUUGCGACCCUCGGCCCGGCCACCACCGGCGCCGCGGGCCUCGCCCACCGCCUGGAAGAGCGCGAGGCGGGAGGGGCCCUGCCCCGGCUGCCCGGACGGACCGACAGCGGCCGAGGCCCGGGUCGCCCUCCGCGGGGCGGCUGCCUCCCGGGUCCCUGCGUCCCGAGCGCCGCAGGCCAGGGCCAAGCGGCGCUGACGAUGAAGCCCGCCCCCGGCCCGGCCGUCCGCGAGAGCGGGGCCCCGUCCCGGUACCUGCUCGUUUGCUGCGGAGGCUCGAUGGCGCCCGGGCCGCGAUCGGCGCAGCGCUAUGCCGACGUCGUCCCACGCCCAUCCCUGGCCACCACUCCAGACCCACACACAACCUCCCGAAGAAAGCGGCCUCCCACACUGGCUGACCGCGGAGCCCCCGUGGACCACUGCUUCCUGCCCAUCCAGGCCCUGCUGUGCACAGAGCUCUGGUUGGUGGUGCGUCGGGCUCCUUUGACCCUCCUGACCUUUCCUCCCUCCUCACCGUCUGUCCUAGCCAGGGCUGACCUGAUCCUGCGAGAGAACCAGGGAGCUUCAGUGGGGGGCAGGAUGGAGCUGGCAGGACUCCAUGCCAGGCUGUGCUGUGCCCAGAGGCCGCCAGCAUUGGAGUCUACCCUGGGCAGCGAUGCCCACCCUGCCAGGCGGCCCUCCCCCACACCCCCCACCAGGGGAACAAGCUGCUGUGAGGGGCCGCGGCGUGGACUCAGGCGGUGCUGGAGGGAGGGCCCGGCAUCCAGGGGCAUCUGGCGGUGCCCGCUGGGACUGCUGGAGCCAGAAGUCUGGGGGGUCGAGGACACCCCGGAGCCCCCUUGCAGCGCAGCCCUGGGAGGACCAUGGGCGAGGCUGCCCUCCAGCACAGGCCGUCACCCUCCGAAAACAGAGGAAGGAGACCGGGCAACAUGCUGCAGUGACAGCCGGGCACCCCGCGCCUGGCAGCCUUGUCCCAGAGCGGGCAGGGUGCAGGGGGCCACCGGAGGCGGCGCUCAGGGUGGACGAGCCGACACUGGAGGUUCCGAGACCAGCGCUGCUGCCGUCCGGGGGCGCCCCCACCCAGCUGGGGAGCAGUGGUGCGGCCCGGCCUGGGGGGGCGCUCCAGAGGAGACAGGAGGUCCCCCGCUUGCACCCGCGCCGCCCGCCAAGGCCCUGGGGGCCUCUCAGGUGCAGCCUCUGGGGCCGUUUCGCUGGGACCUCCAGAAGGCCUGCGGCUCUGGGUCCAAGCCUCGCCCCGCCCCACCCCACCUCCGGCUGACCAAGCUUCCCUCUGGGUGCAGCUAA